Macrosiphum euphorbiae (potato aphid) is the source of this 1188-nucleotide messenger RNA. The record is from the annotation of a GenBank genome assembly. Lineage: Eukaryota; Metazoa; Arthropoda; Insecta; Hemiptera; Aphididae.
AUGUGGCACGUAGAAGAAGACCUCCAUCGGCCACUGCCACCUUGGUCGAACCAUCAGUGUACACAGCAUCAUCACCACCUGCACCAUUACGAUAAUAAUGGAAUCAAAACACACACAGCGGAAACUGGUUUUAUUGGAUUUGGCCAGCACAAAAAAAAAAAUCACAUGUCUUAUCCAGUUUCUUAUUGUGUGGUAAACGAUGAUUUUCAAGAAGAAGAACAUCAUCAUCAUUAUUCUUGUCCUCAAAUGUUGAUGAGCCGUCCACCACCUCCACCAACACCAGAACCAUCAUCUCUACCACCUUUGAUGUUAUCUUCUCCACCUCUGCCAGACUCUUACUAUGUUCACCAUCCAUUUACUCCCAUUAUGCAACAACCACAGCAGCCUUCACUUGUAUCAUCACCAGAUUCAUCACUUACAAUUGGCUACAAUACCAUUCAGCAACAAAUACAGCAACGUAUAAAUGAUUACGACUACAAUGAAAGAAACUCUGAGUUAGCCACCAGAAUGAUUAAAAAUGAUUUAUCUUCAUCAUGUUUUCGUCGAUUACUUCUGGGAGAAAGAACUAUUGACAACAGUAUGAAGUCAACUGUAAUUUUUGAUAAAAACACACAACAACAAACAUCAAAUAACAACAACAGAUUAUUAGAACAAGCAGAUGAAAUCAAAACACAGUUUGAGAUUACAUUGGGCGACGAUAAAAUAAUAGGUGUGUGCAAACGGACUAUAUUGGCUGCCAUAAAUAAAGUCAUAGUUGACAAUUUUGAAUCUGCUUUGUACAAAUUACGUAAGACUAUAAGAAUAUUGGACAUAUUAAAAUUCAACGAAGGCGUCAGUGGGAUUGAAACUUCCAAAAUCAAUACUCUUGGGCCAUGGUUGGAAACAUUGAAAGGUAUGGAACGAAAAAUUACAAAAGUUCAACAGGACCAACAGGACCAAAACAUUAAUGGACACCACGGUCCUAGUCAGUUAGAAAAUAGUACCAUAAUAAGAACAGAAGACAGCUAUAACAAGCAACUAUUACAACUCACCAGUAAUAUGAGCAGUAGAAAUGAUAACAUAAAUAAUGAAAGCAGUGGUCGUCUAUAUCACUUUUGGUGGAAAUCAAACUUAAAGCGUUACCGUACUACAGGAAAGUUUGUUGUAGAGCAUCGAUUUAACCGUCGUCGAUACCAAAGAAACAACUAG